This is a messenger RNA of Mycena indigotica, 888 nucleotides long. RefSeq lists its product as uncharacterized. Bases 10 to 888 code for a protein of 292 amino acids. The record is from RefSeq and is a predicted model, not a curated record. Lineage: Eukaryota; Fungi; Basidiomycota; Agaricomycetes; Agaricales; Mycenaceae. The transcript has 10 exons.
ACCUUGACGAUGCCUUUGCGAGUUGGCUUUGUUCGCGAACACUUUUCCACGCCUCUCUUGCAGUUACAAGAGGCUGACCAGAACCAAACCUUUACUCUUGUCGAAUGUCCCAGCGGAACUGGACAACUCAUCAAGCGCCUGGCUGGAGAAGAAGAGCCUGAAAUCGACAUCGCGAUCGCACUCACCGACCCCUUGAUUUCUGGCAUUGCGAAUGGGUCCAAGGCAUACAAGCUUUGCGGGAGCUAUGUUUCCACGCCACUUAACUGGGCAGUCAUCACCGGCAAAGACACCAAGUUCAACAGCAUCGCCGAUCUCAAAGGGACGACCAUUGGCAUCUCGCGUCUCGGAAGCGGCAGCCAGACGAUGGCGUAUGUGAUGGCGCUGCAACAAGGCUGGCCCACAAACGAGCUCAAGUUCAAAAUUAAUAACGACAUUCGGGGGCUCAUCGACUCCGUCAAUGAUGGUUCAACAAGCGCGUUCAUGUGGGAAUGGUUCACCACAAAGCCUUUUGUGGAUGCUGGUGAAGCCCGAUUCAUCGGCUCCGUCCCAACACCGUGGCCCUCGUGGCUUAUUGCUGCUCAUCCUUCGCCGGCUCGUGCUCCUGUCGACCAAGUUACCGCAUUCAUGACCAAGCUUUCGGAAUACGUCCGGUCAUUCGACUCCUCCCCGACUCGCGCCGAUGUCGUGAAGGCGAAAUUCGGUUACCCUGAAGAGGACAUUCAGGCUUGGCUUAAGACGGUCGCGUACCCCCAAGAUUGUCUGGCUAUACCAACCAAGGUUAUAACGGAUACUUUAGACGUUCUAGAGAAAGCGGGCGUUGUCAAGGCUCCCGAAGGCGGAUUCGUCGUCGAUACUUUCGUCCAUCAAGAUGUCGUCAAGCUCAUAUGA